AUUUUGUAAUCUCGCUUUGAUAAUAGAAAAAGAAAACAAGGUCAACUUUUUUAGUUACCAGUUUUUAUAAUGCUUAGAAAAUAAUUACUUCAGCAUCGAUGUGAAGAACAGCAAAUGUAACAAAUAUGAGAGAUAAAAGUGGUAUUUGCCAUAUAUCCAUGGUGGUGUAGUUUUCAAAAUUUAUAGUUUUUGAGAAUUAUGCUAGGGAACUGAAAUAAUAAGAACGUAAACAUUAAUGAAAAUACAGAAAAUAAUGUAGGUAUGAUGUUUUUACCUUUUGUUUUGCACGCCUGAGCUUUACAUUCAAAAUUAAACCUUUAUGCUACUUUCAAGUUUGAAGUCAGCAGCUUUUCACCAAGAUUGAUAUCCUGUAAUAUCAAAUAAAAGUGGGGACAAUAAAUAUAUUGCACAUUUUUAAACUGUGUAUUAAUUUUAUCUUAAAAAUUGUUCUCAUUUUUGAAACUCAUUUUACUUAAAAUUUGGAACGUUUAUAUUAACACACUUCGAGACUCUUUGAACCAGAAAACUACAUUAUCAACGAUGACUGGAUGAUUACUGAACUGUUUGUUUUAUUAAAAAGAUAACUUAAAUGGAAUCAUUAAAAAACCAUUACCUAUUUUAAAGUUUGGCGCUAGUGUGACAUCAAAUAAAUUUCAUCACUAUAUGUAAUUGUUUAUGAUGAAUUUGGUGAAAAUAAGUUUAGUGUCCUUCAUAUUUCUUCUAAUUUCAAUUAAACAAAACAAUGGAGAGCGUGGCUUUGAAAUCCUAAUGGAUUCCUACAACUGCUCUUCUAAUCCCAACUAUGCCAUAGCUCAUGUUUGCUAUUUGAAUAAAACUUUUUACCCAGCUCAGGCAUUCUUCGAUAUUCAUAUACAACAUGAUAUUCAAAAACUACAAUAUUCAUGGGUGCUUUUUCUAAUAAGAAAUAAAAGCAAUAAACGUCGUAAACUGUUGCAUGUGAAAAAUAUGAAUGCAUGUGAAUUUUUGGCAGGAAUAUCUCCGGUACCACUGUUAAGGAUAUUUAGGGACAUUAUGUUGGAUUAUGGAACAAUGCCUCUUAAGUGUCCAAUAAAAAAGGAUUCAAAAUUUUUAUUUGAUGGUCUAAUUGUUGAUAGUGAAAAAUUUCCACCUUAUGUACCGGAAACAAAAUUUGAAGGAACAGUUAAUUUAACUAGUGGAAAACAUUUUGUUUUUGCAGUAUCAGGUUAUGGUCAAAUAAUGCAGAAAACUAAUAUACAUGAUGAAGAAGAAAUUUCUUAAUAAAAUAUAAAAACUUAACAAUUUUUAUAAAAA
Eupeodes corollae is the source of this 1293-nucleotide messenger RNA. RefSeq lists its product as uncharacterized. The record is from RefSeq and is a predicted model, not a curated record. The coding region runs from base 676 to 1260 and encodes 194 amino acids. The transcript has 3 exons. Lineage: Eukaryota; Metazoa; Arthropoda; Insecta; Diptera; Syrphidae.